Messenger RNA from Micromonas commoda, 1326 nucleotides. RefSeq lists its product with no specific name. The record is from RefSeq and is a predicted model, not a curated record. Bases 51 to 1265 code for a protein of 404 amino acids. Gene Ontology annotation, cellular component: cytoplasm. Gene Ontology annotation, molecular function: electron-transferring-flavoprotein dehydrogenase activity; flavin adenine dinucleotide binding. Lineage: Eukaryota; Viridiplantae; Chlorophyta; Mamiellophyceae; Mamiellales; Mamiellaceae. The transcript has a single exon.
CAACAUUGACCGCCGACACUCACCACGACAGCCCCUGGGCCAACGUGAACAUGUCGGCAGAAGGAUCUCGUAAGCCGCAGGUGGUCGUCGUCGGCGGCCAAUUCGCGGGUAGGCGCGCUGCCAAGCUUCUGCGCCGGGGGGGUCAAUUCGGUGUCACGCUCGUCGACGCGAAAAGCUUCUGGGAAUACACCCCGGGCGCCCUGCGCUGCCUGGUUGAGCCGAGGGCAACGCGGCGUUUACUUCAGCCUCAUCCUCCUGGAACCGUCAACGCUACGGCGGUUGGGUUCGAGAAAACGAAGACGCAGGAAGGGGACGCAGUGAAGGGCGUGAAGCUGAACGACGGGUCGAAUCUACGGGCGGACUACGUCGUCCUGGCUACUGGUUCCUCCUACGUCAGCCCCAUCAAGGCCGCCAGCGACAAACCGUGCAGCGUGGAGGACAGAAAGAAGAACAUAACGGCAGCACACAAAAACCUCGCUUCGGCGCCGAGUGUGCUCAUCGUCGGCGGGGGAACCGUAGGCGUCGAGUUGGCUGCUGAGAUCGUUGGAGUGUGGGGGAAGUCAAAGAGUGUCACACUCAUCACGCCACACAGUCGCCUUCUCGAAAGAAUGCCCCCGCGAGCCGGUAUGCUCGCUCAGCGCUGGCUCACUAAAAAGGGAGUGCGCGUCAUUCUCAACGAUCGCAUAGAAGACUGGGGGGGUUCGAAGACUGGCGGCGAUCCGGCGCUGAAACCUUCGGGCGGCACGUGGAAGCUCCAAACGCGCGGGGGCGAAGAGCUUCACGCGUCGCUGGUGUACCCGUGCAUAGGCGGCGCUCCCGCCGCGGGCCCGGCGGAGAAAUCGUCUCUGGGAUCACGUGGUGAGGUCAAUGUGGACGACUCGUUUCGUGUCGAGGGACUUCGUAACGUCUUUGCGGUUGGGGACUGUGCGGGUACGGCAGAGGAGAAGACGGCGUUCACUGCGGACCUGAACGCCACCGCGGUGGCGCACAACAUCAGGGCGGCGCAUAACGGGAAACGGGUGAAGGAGUAUCCGAAAGUUUGCGGGGCUCAAUCAGUACCCAGCAUCGCCGUCGUGAGCCUCUACAAGUGGAGCGCGGUGAUGCAAUUCAAUAAGCUGGUCUUUGGUGGUCCCGUCCCGGCGCUCGUGAAGUGGUUCAUCGAGACCAUGCAGGUGCAUGCAGCGAAAGAGACUCCAGUGCUGACGGAGCUUUGGGACGUCGUAGAGCAGACCAACGUCUUCCUAGGGGGUUUCAUGUUCAAGUAGCUCGUUGCCUUAUGUCUUAGCCUGUCAGCGAUUUGUGAUGCUAUGAGACUUUCACGCGCCC